Sphaeramia orbicularis (orbiculate cardinalfish) is the source of this 3974-nucleotide messenger RNA. It is a transcript of the gene tmem245, whose product is annotated as transmembrane protein 245. NCBI's taxonomy places the organism in Eukaryota, Metazoa, Chordata, Actinopteri, Kurtiformes, Apogonidae. The coding region runs from base 24 to 2633 and encodes 869 amino acids. The record is from RefSeq and is a predicted model, not a curated record. The transcript is spliced from 18 exons.
GGGCGUAUCUGUGCGCGAGGAACAUGGCAGACGAGGGGGAGUCGGCGCCCGAGCCUGCCGUUGCCUCCGGUCGGGAGAGCCCGCAAACUGUCCGGCCACACUUUGUUUCUUUCUCCGAGAGCGUCCAACCGGCCGUCGGUAUGAUGAGCCAACUGCUAUCCCAACCGUCCUCCCUAAAGUUUGAUAAAAACAUCAAACAGGCCUUUUACAACACCGGGGCCAUGAUCUUCGUGGCUAUCUGCUGCGGGGCGGCUGUGCUGGUCUACUUCAUCCUGGAGGCCUUCCUCCGCCCGUUGCUCUGGGCUGUGCUCUGCGGCACCUUCCUCCACCCGUUCAAGCACUCCCUGGCCCGGCUCGGCCGCUCCUGGCUCAACGGUCUCCAGGACUCCGGGACGCCCGUAGUGGUGGGGACCCUGCUGGUCCCGGUGUGGUGUGUGAACUAUGGGGUAGACGCGAUGGGGAGGCUGGUCCUGGAGAGGCUCACGAUGCUGCUGGUGAUCGGGGCCGGGGCACCGUUGGUCUACUUCCUCUACCUGUUCUGGAGCGUCGUGGGCAUGCAGGUGGUUCUCGGACACUUCUGUGGGAUCGUCGGGUCCUUGUUGGACUGUUUUCACUUUGUGUGGGUGGGCACUGUGGUGGUGGGCUACUUGUUGGCUGUUUGCUUCAAGUGGAGUCCACAAACUGAACAUUACCUGAGGGCUCUGGCUCUUCCAGUCUGGGCCGUCCUGCUCUUCUACAUAGUGUCUCUGACUGGUUCAUGGAAAGUGCCCAUAUUUGUGGUUGUGGUUUUACUCCUCAUUGUGGGCUCCCAGGAGAAACCCCCUGAACCUGGCAGAGGUGAGCUGUCAGGGCAGGUGUUGUCCUUUGCUGCUAACACCAUUUACAUGGCGAUCUCCUGCAGUAGUCUACAGCUGAAGCCUGGUGAAGACUCUACUGAUGAUGUGGCAUCUGUGGGUUCUGGUCCCAUCCCUGUCACCCCUGGGUUCCCUCGAGGCCCUCGUUCUCUACCAGCCGGCUUCUUCCAAAGGGAGAAAAGCUCCCAAAAAGCCAGUGACAUUUACUUUAUUCUGCUAGUUUGGGCCAUAGUGCUGGUUCAGGUGUGGCUCAACCUCUGGAUCCUGCAGCUUCUGCCGAUCCCUGUGGCUGUGUUUUUCCUGAAGAAGCUCGUGGUCCACUUCGGCCUGAAGGGCUUCGCCGAGCGGACUCUGAUAUCAUGGUGGACGGUGAUGGAGAAGUUUGGACGUGAGCGAGAGGAGGCCCUGCUGCCUGGACCGGUCAAAGGCCUGGCUCUGUUCCUGCUGCGUGUCGACACCAAGCUCUGGCAUUGGCUUAACAAGCAGAUGAUUGUGUGGUUGGAGCGUUCUCUGGAUAAAAUCAUCAGCAUCUUCAUCAUCUUCAUCCUUGUCACUGGGACGUUGCUUAUGGCGCUGCUGCUCACUGCGAUGGUUCAUCAUGAAAGUGCACACAUUAUAGAUGUGACCAGUAAUCUUAUCAACGAGACUGUGUCCAACCAUCCGGAAUGGGCCAAUUGGCUUCCAGAGGCUCGUGUUGUCCAAAAGGCUUUGAACUCGGCUGCUACCAAUGUCUACCAGCAUGGGAGAGAAUGGAUAACGCAGAAGCUCCAUAAGAUGUUAGGAGACAAAGUGAACCACACAGCAGUGAUUGAGAAACAGGUUUUGGAGCUUUGGGACAGACUCUAUCACUCCUGGUUUGUGAAGAAUGUAACCCACUCCGGACGCCACCGUGGUCAUAAAAUGAUUCACAGACAGAACAGCUGGCUUGUGGACAUCCUGGACUGGAAGGACAUCGCCUCAUUUCUGCAGGAAAAUAUUGAGACUCUGCUCUCUAUCCUCGAGUCUCUGUGGAUCGUCAUGAGUAGGAACGUUGGCCUCCUCAUCUCCACGACGACCACUCUCUUCACCGUCCUGUUCCACAGCGGCACAGCUUUACUCAACUUCGUUCUGAGUCUGGUGAUCUUCUUGACUACUCUCUUCUACCUGCUGAGCUCUAGUGGAGAUUACUACAAACCUGUCAAAUGGGUGAUCAACUUAACCCCCCUCUCCCAGCCUGGACCCUCCUCCAACAUCAUUGGCCAGUCUGUGGAGGAGGCCAUCAGAGGAGUGUUUGAUGCCUCUCUGAAAAUGGCUGGCUUCUACGGCCUCUACACUUGGCUCACUCACACUAUCUUUGGCAUCAACAUUGUUUUCAUUCCCUCUGCGCUGGCUGCCAUCCUGGGUGCCGUUCCAUUCCUGGGGACGUACUGGGCAGCGGUGCCGGCCAUGUGCGACCUUUGGUUGGCGCAGGGUGAAGGCGUCAAGGCCCUGCUGCUGCUCAUCUGCCACCUGCUGCCCACCUAUUUUGUAGACACAGCCAUCUACUCCGACAUCUCUGGGGGUGGACACCCCUAUCUGACAGGUCUGGCGGUGGCAGGCGGAGCAUAUUACCUGGGUCUGGAGGGAGCCAUCAUUGGACCCAUCCUCCUCUGCAUCCUGGUGGUGGCUGCCAACAUCUACAGUGCCAUGCUCAUGAGCCCCAGCUCUGCGGUGCCCACACCGGUGCAGGCAACGUGGCCCCUACCCCCGAUGAGGGCCUUUUCAGAGUCCACCCCUGUCCCCAAGAAGUCUACUGACUGAUCCAAACAGGACAUGUCCUUGUCAUCUGGCUUCCUAUUGGCUGACUGCUCAGGGGAUAUCUCCCCUCCCUGAAGCUCCGCCCUCUGCCACCAUCGCGUUCUACGGGGUCGCCCUGAUGAAACAGAUGCCGGUGUAACGGCCAGUCACCUAUGAUGUCGUCUGCUUAUCAGAGUUUUGUCUCUGAGCGGCGUGGCAGCAGCUGCUCAGUAUGGGAGUGUACAUCCUGAUCCCAACAGUAACAUUAUAUCAGGCUUCAUGAUUAGAAAUGGCCAAGAAAUUGAUGCCAGUUGUAGAACUCAGUGCCUAAAUUCACUUUAUAAUUUAAAAAAACGUAAAAACAUUGUGCAAUUUGUAGUGAUUGUUUAAUAAGAUAUAUUUUCUCUACAAAGCCCCAGAUUUCCUCCUGCACAUGCUAACGGUGUAGUAUUUGUACUCCUACCUCUCUCCUCAUGGAGGCUCGAGUUGAGUUUAUAGUGUGAAGACAACCAUCAUGCCUGGCUCAAGAGACAGAGAUGACCGCUGUUCUUAGUUUUUACUAAUGUGUCAUUCAUUCUUCCUUGAGCUGAGUUUGCAACACUGUGUCCGAGCUUCAACUCCAGGACCAGGCUUUGUUUCACUGUUCACUUUAUUUGUUUAUGGAUGUGCUUGAAUCAGAGCAUUUAUUAUUGUUUAUUGUUAAUGGAGGCGUGUCUUACCAGUGGUGGUGACUGUAACGGUUCAGAUGUGACGUCCUGAUUCCAGGGACGCAGGUUUUCGUCUCAACACAACUGAGGGACUGAGGUUAUUUUUAUAUUAUUUUGUCUUAAUUUUUUUUUUAACAUACUGUGAGUGUGCAUUCAAGUUACUCAUCGUUAAAGGCUUUUUUGCUGAUUCGUCAGUGUUGAAGUAUGUUUACACUGUGUGGAAGUUAACAGGGUUGAUGAAUUUUUAGCAUUUUUACAUUUAAUACGACUGCUACUGUCAUCCCUGUCAUGUUUUGGAGUUCACAUGUUCUUUUAUUGAAAUGAUGAUAUUUUCUCCUCACCUCAUCCUCUCUUGCACUCCCUACUUAAGUACAGUCGGAGCACUUUCCUGAAUAGAGAAAGAAUUAGUUUACAUCACUUGGAGCUUUAAUGUGAGUGAUCUGUACAGAUUAAUAGUAUUUGUAAUGUGACACAUUGAUCAUACAUGGCUACUGUGUUAGCUGUCUGGGGGUCGGGGUGGUGAUGGCGGUGAUUGUGGGUCAGAACAGUUAAACUAGUUUCAUGAAUUCUAAUUUAGUACUAUUGCUGUGUUUUUGUUUUUGUUUUUUUAAUUCCCAGACAUGUACUGACCCAAUAAACACCAUUUGAACAGCAGAAA